Tetrahymena thermophila SB210 is the source of this 3451-nucleotide messenger RNA. Its product is annotated as CGMP-dependent kinase 5-1. The transcript has 2 exons. Gene Ontology annotation, cellular component: cAMP-dependent protein kinase complex. Gene Ontology annotation, biological process: peptidyl-serine phosphorylation; signal transduction. Gene Ontology annotation, molecular function: cAMP-dependent protein kinase activity; ATP binding; cGMP-dependent protein kinase activity. The record is from RefSeq and is a predicted model, not a curated record. NCBI's taxonomy places the organism in Eukaryota, Ciliophora, Oligohymenophorea, Hymenostomatida, Tetrahymenidae.
AAUUAAAAGCCUUUAUAAGAAUAUUUUAAUUAAAUUAAACAUUUUCUGUGAUAACUUUUUAAUCAUCAUAUUAACUAAAUAAAUGGGUUGUGGAACAAAUUCUAAAAUAGCUCCAAACAUCCCUCAGAAGAAAUCCUAGUUUUCUAAUGAGAAUGGAGCUAAUAAAGGAAAAUAAACUAGUACAUCUAUAGAUACAGAUUUGAAAAAUACAGAUGCUAACUAAACUCUUGGUAGUAAAAAUAAUAAUUCUAAAAAGGUUAGUCCUGCUGGCACUGAUGCAGAUUAAAAAGGACUCACCUUAUAAAUAAAUUAGAGCUAAAAAGUUCCAGGAAGUAAUUCAGCAUCAAUAUAACUAAUGAAACAAGGUUCUCAAGUGAAUACUAACAUUACAUAAUAAUAGCAAAUAAGUCCACCAAAGUUAGCAAAAGAAAAUAGCAUAUCGAUUCGUCGUACGGUAACAAAUAGUAAGCCAAGACCCUCAAUGGAUGUUUAAGAACUUCUAGGUAAAACUAUACCUAAUUAACUUUAAGAUGGAGCUUAGGGAGGAUAUUUGCCAGCGAUGAAUAGUAACUCAAAAAAUGAAAUGCCUUCCCCGUCUCCAGCGCAAAUAUCUUCAAAAACCUUCAAAGAUGGGUUUGAAUAAUAAAAAUAAGGCUCAGAAAAUUAGUUAAAUAUCGAGCGUAAAAAUAGGAAAGAAGGAUAGCAAAACAAUAAGUUAUUUUUGUAAAGCGGAAAUUAAGAUGAAAAAACAGAAAAUUAUACAAGACAAUCUAAAAAACCUAACUAAGAAGAAAAUGAUUUUAUCAUUUAAAGUUUAAAGAAUAACUCUGUCUUUUAUUCGCUUUCAGAAGACUAAAUAAAGGAAGUAGCUAAUUAGAUGUUCCUUUGUUAAACAAAGAAAGAUCAGUAUCUUUUUAAGCAAGGAGACAAAGCUUCUGCCUUCUUUUUUAUUAAAUCUGGUACUAUUGCAAUUGAAAUAGAUGAAUAAGAAAAGAAAUAAUUAGGACCAGGAACAGGAAUAGGUGAACUUGCCUUACUUUACAGUGCACCUAGAAGUGCUAGUAUCAAAUGUAUUGUAGACUGUUAAUUUUGGGCUAUAGAUAGGCAUACCUUUAGAAAGACAGUCGAAGAAAUUGUCUAAAGAGAUUCUCAAACUAAUAGAAAGUUUAUGGAGAGUGUGCCAUUCUUUAGUUUUAUGAGUGAUGAACAAAAGGACAGUAUUGCUUCAGCACUGAUUUCUGUAAGAUUUAAACCUGGAGAUAAUAUUGUAAGUGAAGGUGAUAGAGCUGAUUCCUUCUAUCUCAUUAAGGAAGGUAAAGUAUCUGUAUGGAAAAAUGGGGUUUUGAUUAGAAAUUUAUACUAAAGUGACUCAUUUGGUGAGUAAGCGCUCUAUAUAAAAUCUACAAGAGCAGCUACUGUAAAAGCUGAUGAAGAAGUGAAAUUGCUUUCAUUAGGACGUGAUGACUUAACUAGAAUUUUAGGUGGAAAAAUCUAAAAAAUUGUUUAUGCAAAUAAACAAAGAUGGGCUUACAACAAUAACCAGCUUCUACUUAAACUCACAAAUAUAUAAGUUGAAAAAAUUCUAAUGAACACAAAGAUAUCAAAUUAUAAGAAUGGUACUGUAUUAUAUGAGAAGGGGGAUUACUGUGACACCUUAAUUGCAGUCUUAGAUGGUAAUAUCAAAGGAGAAGACAGCGGAUAAAUUUUAGCUGAUAAGGGUUAAAUAUUUGGAGAUUAUUAUCUUCCUCUAACAAAUUAAAAUAUUUAGUUUGAUUAAAGAAUAGUUAUUGGCUCUGAUGCUGUAUUAUCUACAAUCAGCUUUAAAUAAUUCCACAAAUGUAUUGGCGGUGAUGUUCUCUCAGUAAUAAAGAAAAAUGUAGAUUCUCACGAAGUUAAAAUGAAAAGAGAAAACUAAAAAGAAGAUUAUUCACAUAUCAAGUUAGAAGAUUUAAUUUACAUCAAAAAGCUGGGUGUAGGAUAAUUUGGUAGCGUUUAUUUAGUUCGCAGAAAAAAUACAAGAGAGCUUUAUGCUUUAAAGAGCGUCUCAAAGGGAUAAAUUAUUGAAUAAAAUUUGGAAAAGCAUUUAAUAUCAGAAAAGAAUGUAUUGGAAAUGAUACAAUUCCCAUUCAUAAUGAAUUUCAUUCGUACCUUUAAAGACGAUUAAUCUGUUUACUUCUUGCUGAAAUUCAUCAAUGGUCUUGAACUUUUUGAUGUAAUUCGUGAUAUUGGUUUACUUUCCACUUUCGACUCUCAGUUUUAUGUUGGUUCCCUUAUUUUGUGCUUGGAGUACCUUCAUUCACGUUAAAUUAUUUAUAGAGAUGUCAAACCAGAAAAUAUGAUGGUUGACCAUACGGGCUAUAUGUAUAUGAUUGAUAUGGGUGCUGCCAAACUUUUGAGUAAAGGUAAAUCAAUAGGACGUACCUUUACAAUUAUUGGUACUCCCCAUUAUAUGGCUCCUGAGAUUAUUAAAGGUAAAGGUUACUCAUAUUCAAGUGAUUUAUGGAGUGUUGGAAUUUGUCUAUACGAAUUCAUGUGUGGAUAAGUUCCUUAUGCUGAAGACGCUCAAGAUCCAUAUGAAAUUUAUGAAGAGAUAAAUUCAAAGGAUAUAAAAUUCCCCCCUUUCUUGAAAGACAGAAAAGCUAAGCUAUUAAUUGAGUAAUUGCUAUAAAAAGUUCCCGAACUCAGGUUAGGAGGUAGUUAUGCUGCUCUAAAAACAAAUCCAUGGUUUGAUAAUUUUGAAUGGGAUUAGCUUUAUAAUAAAUAAAUUUCACCACCUUACAUUCCUCCCUAAGAAAAACUUCUGAAUUCAGAUAUGCUAGAAAAGAAAUACAGAGAAGGCAAAUUAGUUAUACAAAAAAUAAAGUAAGAGUAAGAUAAAGAUUCAACAAAAUAUAAUAUAGGAAUGGCUCGUGAUCCAAACUGGGAUAAUGCCUUCUGAAAACACAACAUUAUAAACCAAACAAAUUUUGUACAUUAAAUAAAUUUAAUAGCCAAUUGAAAUUCAAUUACAAAAAUAAAAUAAUUAUGACUCAAAAUAAAAUGCAUCUUAAACUAUUUAUCAUCCAUCACCAAUCAAUAAUCUCAUUGAUUUUAUCUAAAUAAAUAAAUAAAGCAAUUUAUAUCUAUCAAUAUAUUUAUCUAAAUAAAUAAAUAAGAAUUUUAUUAAUAAAAAAUAAUAAUUUAAUCGAAUUAAAGACUAAAUCAAUAAUAAUAAUAAAAAUAAUUCAAUAAAAAUAUAGAUAAUUUAUUUUAGUCAACAAUAAUAAUAAAAAUUAAUUUUCCUUGAUAGAAAAAUCGCAAGAUUCUAAAAAACAAACUUUUAAUCUAACUACAAAUAAAAUUUCUUUCCUUUUAUUACUUUUGUUUUAUAACAUUGAUAUUAAAAACUAUAUAUACAUAUUGCAUAUUAUCUAUCUAUUAUUAUUCAAAUAUUAAUUUACUUUUAAGAUCG